This is a messenger RNA of Pelobates fuscus (common spadefoot toad), 2056 nucleotides long. RefSeq names its product musashi RNA binding protein 1 (gene MSI1). The coding region runs from base 59 to 1102 and encodes 347 amino acids. Gene Ontology annotation, biological process: central nervous system development; regulation of translation. The transcript has 15 exons. NCBI's taxonomy places the organism in Eukaryota, Metazoa, Chordata, Amphibia, Anura, Pelobatidae. The record is from RefSeq and is a predicted model, not a curated record. Gene Ontology annotation, cellular component: cytoplasm. Gene Ontology annotation, molecular function: mRNA binding.
CCUUCCCAUCCUCUUGUCCCGGGAGCUGCCUCCGCUCUCAGGAGCCGCCACAGACCGAAUGGAGACAGAAGCGCCCCAGCCUGGACUGUCGCCCCCGGACUCCGCGCACGAUCCUUGCAAAAUGUUCAUCGGGGGUCUUAGCUGGCAGACAACACAAGAGGGCCUGCGAGAGUAUUUCAGUCAGUUCGGGGAUGUCAAGGAGUGUCUUGUUAUGAGAGACCCGCUGACAAAAAGAUCCAGGGGGUUUGGAUUCGUGACUUUUAUGGACCAGGCUGGAGUGGACAAAGUUUUGGCUCAAUCAAGGCAUGAGCUGGACUCAAAAACGAUUGACCCAAAAGUAGCAUUUCCUCGCAGAGCUCAACCCAAGAUGGUGACAAGGACAAAGAAGAUAUUUGUGGGAGGUCUAUCUGUGAAUACAACUGUUGAAGAUGUGAAACAAUAUUUUGAGCAGUUUGGCAAGGUUGAUGAUGCCAUGUUAAUGUUUGAUAAAACCACAAACCGGCACAGAGGUUUUGGAUUUGUCACAUUUGAAGGUGAGGAUAUUGUGGAGAAGGUCUGCGAAAUUCACUUCCACGAGAUUAAUAAUAAAAUGGUUGAAUGUAAGAAGGCACAGCCGAAGGAGGUGAUGUCACCAACUGGUUCUGUGCGGGGUCGGUCUCGAGUAAUGCCAUAUGGGAUGGACGCCUUCAUGCUGGGAAUCGGGAUGCUAGGAUACCCUGGAUUCCAAGCUGCCACAUAUGCCAGCCGCAGUUACACUGGCAUUGCUCCAGGAUACACUUAUCAAUUCCCAGAAUUUCGUGUAGAGAGAACCCCUCUCCCGGGCGCCCCCGUCCUCCCAGAACUCACAGCAAUCCCUCUGACUGCUUAUGGUCCAGUAGCAGCAGCUGCUGCAGCUGUAGUGAGAGGCUCCAAUCCAACCCGCACAGGGGGUUUUCUGGGUACCAGCAGCCCUGGACCAAUGGCUGAGCUGUAUGGAGCGGCAAAUCAGGAAUCAGCAGUCAGCAGCUACAUCAGUGCAGCGAGUCCAGCUCCAAGCACAGGAUUUGGACAUAGUCUUGGGGGUCCUCUGAUUGCCACGGCUUUCACUAACGGAUACCACUGAAACUGCAGAUCACUGAAGAGGUUUGGAUUUGUCAGCUUCUCCUACCCAUGACUUUGUUCCUCCCCUCAGAUUGUCAGAUGGCCUCACAUCACUUUGUGUUCCUGCAGAGUAACUGGUGCCUCCUGAAUAACUUUUCCUUCCAUUCUAUGAGUUUUUAUUUAUUUGUUUUUUGUUUAUUUUCUUUUAUCUUUUUUUUACCCUAUAGUUUUGUGUUUUGUUUCGUUGUCAUUGAAAAACAUUCCUGUGACUUUAGAUAUUUUUGUUCAGCUAGGAAGCAGGGAAACAUUGGUACAAACUGCUGGAGGGAGGGGAGGAGAUAUUAUUUGCCCCGACUGUAUGAGAAUGUGAUUCUAUUUUUUUUGUUUUGUUUUUGUUUUUUAUUUUAUGUAAAUUUUGGCUUUUAAGAACUGUAAAACAGAUUUGGGGUGGCAAUGCACAAGAACAAGACAAAUGUAUAUUUUGCUAAAUGAAAAAAAAAAAUAUUUGUAGAACAGAAAUUAUUUUAAUUCUUCUCAAAACUGGUUUUCAUUUUUUUUUUUUUAAUUUUUUUCCUUUGUAAAAUAUGUAAAUAUUGCGGACUGAACGUUCUGCCACCUCCAGGUCUCUACUGGACCCAAACUACGCUCUGGCGAUUUGGUGUCUGUAUUUUAGCAAUAUUUUCCUAAAACCUGAAUGGAUUGGCAGUUUUUUUUAUACAUCUUUUAUUACGACCAAAACUUCAGUUCACAACAAGCUGGGGAUUAUUAGUGCAGGAGAACACUGGUCCACAGCUUUAAAACUACCACUCGUUAGUCCCCAAUCUAAUUAACUCUUUUAAGUGUUAUUUCAUAACUCCUUGGAGAGAAAAAAGUGUUACAAGGGCAAAAUGAAAAUAUUUGUGGAUGCAAUAUUGUGAUUAAUUUAUCACUAACAUUUCUUUGAUAUCCAUGCAAUAAAGCACUCUAAGGUUUAUUA